AUGUCAACCGAUGCCAUGUACGACUAUCUGAUUGCCCCUCAGGGCUGUGCGCCGCAAAGACGAUACGCGAAUAACAAAACGGUUGGUGGUGUCUGGUCCAAAGAGAAUCUCUAUCCUGGCCUGAAGACGAACAAUGUCCGUGGCGGUAUCGACUUUUCGGAUUUUCCCAUGCACGAUGGCUUUGGCGUGCCUGAGGGUCAGCAUGUCUCCGGUGAAGCAAUGCACGAGUACAUCAGAGCGUAUGCUGAAACUUUCGACCUCUUGCGUUUAAUCGACUUCAACUCGACCGUCGCCGAAAUCUCCAAGCUCAAAGACGUCCAAGGCUGGAAUGUCAAACUUGACUCAGGGGCCGAUCUGCAGACGCACAAGUUGAUCGUCGCGACAGGUGUCACAAAUGUGCCACACAGACCAGAACUGAGCGGCUCGGAGGAUUUUGGCGGUCCAAUCAUGCAUUCGGCAGAACUGGGAAUGAAGGGCAGCGUUCUCACCAAUGACCCUAGUAUCGAAACGAUUGCAGUGCUGGGAGGUGGCAAGUCUGCCUACGAUGCCGUCCAUCUCGCCGGUAAGGCUGGUAAGAAGGUGGAAUGGAUUAUCAGAAAGUCGGGCAAGGGUCCUGAAUGGAUCUUCCCCGCCCGUACCAUGGGACCACUACAAGCAGUGCGAGAAAAACUCCCGGCCAGGAGAUUCGUAUCCUUCUUCAGUCCGUGCUUGUGGAAUGACGGGUUCGGCUGGAUCAGAAAUUUCCUCCAUUUCACCAAGCUCGGCAAGAUUAUCUCGCAGGGCUUUUGGGCCAAUCUCCACAAGGCGACCCUGGACGAUUGCGGCAUGUUGAAAGAUGAGAGAACCAAGGUCUUGGAGCCAGAGCAGAGCCCCUUCUGGUACGGCACUGCGUCCGGAAUUUAUAGUUACGAGAAGGACAUCUACGAGAUGAUCAAGACUGGUGAGGUACGAGUCCACCGCGAAGACAUCCUCCGCCUGUCCAAAGGUGCCAUCAACUUCGCCAGUGGCUCCAACAUCCAAGCCGACGCUCUAGUUACCGCGACAGGCUUCUCUGCAAAUUCUACUAUCAAGUUCGUCCCCGACACCAUACAUGCCGACCUCGGUAUUCCGUCCACCAGCUACAGCCAGGAGCAGUAUAAUUUCUGGCAGGACCUGAACGACAAGGCCAACAUGAUCAUCGGCUCCAAAUUCCCGCGCCUACUGGCUGGGCCGUUCAAAUCACCCACGUCGACCGUCAUCCAACCUUUUAACCCCGGCAUGGAUCGCGAGGUCAACUACACGCCCUUCCGACUCUACCGCGCCAUCGCACCGCCCGGGCCAACUCGGGACGGUGACAACUCGCUCGCGUUCAUCAGCAUGUUCUCCAACCUGGCCAACACGCCGCGGUGCGAGCUACAAUGUCUCUGGGCGUACGCGUACCUCAACCACAAACUCGACAUCGACCCGGCCUCUGUAUUCGACGAGGCAGCCUUGACGGCACAGUACGCCAAGCACCGCGCACCCUACGGCCACGGCCGAUUCUUCCCGGACCUGGUCUUCGACCAAGUGCCGUAUCUGGACCUGCUCCUCCAGGACCUCAACCUGAAGUACUGGCGGAAAGGGAAUUUCUUUGCCGAGCUGUUCAGCCCCUACAUGGCUAAGGACUACAGGGGAGUUGUGCAGGAAUGGCUUCGGAAGGAUUCGGCAUCGAAAAAGGGGGGAUCCAAGACGAAAGUCGAGGCGGUCGGUGAUCGCGAAAGAGAGCCGCUUCUGGGUGGCAAAGCGGCUUGA
Fonsecaea monophora is the source of this 1770-nucleotide messenger RNA. RefSeq lists its product as hypothetical. The transcript has 4 exons. The coding region runs from base 1 to 1770 and encodes 589 amino acids. The record is from RefSeq and is a predicted model, not a curated record. Lineage: Eukaryota; Fungi; Ascomycota; Eurotiomycetes; Chaetothyriales; Herpotrichiellaceae.